Messenger RNA from Acyrthosiphon pisum (pea aphid), 1526 nucleotides. RefSeq names its product glycogen [starch] synthase (gene GlyS). Gene Ontology annotation, cellular component: cytoplasm. Gene Ontology annotation, molecular function: alpha-1,4-glucan glucosyltransferase (UDP-glucose donor) activity. Gene Ontology annotation, biological process: glycogen biosynthetic process. The record is from RefSeq and is a predicted model, not a curated record. Lineage: Eukaryota; Metazoa; Arthropoda; Insecta; Hemiptera; Aphididae.
UUCAAUCUCGAUGAAGAAGCUGGUAAAAGACAAAUUUAUCACCGUUAUUGUAUGGAACGAGCUGCAGCACAUGUUGCACACGUUUUUACCACAGUAUCUGAUAUUACCGGAAAAGAAUCCGAGUACUUACUCUCCCGGAAGCCUGAUAUUAUAACUCCCAAUGGGUUAAACGUUGUCAAAUUUUCAGCAUUACAUGAAUUUCAAAAUCUUCAUUCGCUAUCCAAAGAGAAGAUUCACGAUUUUGUCCGCGGCCAUUUCCAUGGACAUUAUAAUUUUGAUCUGGAGAAGACGUUAUAUUUCUUUACUGCUGGAAGAUAUGAAUUUUCUAACAAAGGAGCAGACAUAUUUAUCGAAGCAUUAGCUCGUUUAAAUCACUAUUUGAAAAAUGCCAAUUCCGAUAUGACUGUCGUUGCCUUCCUUAUAUUCCCCGCACGAACGGAUAACUUCAACGUGGAAAGUCUCCGUGGUCAUGCAGUUACCAAAAGCUUACGAGACACCAUACUAGAAAUACAAACCAAAGUCGGCCGAAGGAUUUACGAAAUUUGUUUAAGGGGACGAAUGCCUGUCGAAGAAGAGUUGUUGAACAAAGAAGACACCGUCAGGUUGAAACGGUGUCUGUACGCUUUACAGAGAGACGACUUGCCACCGGUAACCACUCAUAACGUAGUAAAUGAUUGGUGCGAUCCCGUACUGAACACGAUACGGAGAUGUAAGCUGUUCAACACCACAGCCGACAAAGUUAAAAUUGUAUUCCACCCGGAAUUUUUGUCCUCGACUAACCCGUUGUUUGGAUUGGACUAUGAGGAAUUCGUGCGCGGUUGUCACUUGGGAGUAUUCCCCAGCUACUACGAACCUUGGGGAUACACCCCCGCCGAAUGCACAGUCAUGGGAAUCCCGUCAAUUACUACAAACUUGUCGGGUUUCGGUUGUUUUAUGGCCCAGCACAUCGCUGAUCCUUUAAGUUAUGGAAUUUACAUCGUGGACCGUCAAAACAUCAGCAUCGAAGAAUCUGUCAGACAACUCGCGCAGUAUAUGUACGAUUUUGCGAGGAUGAGCCGUAGACAACGAGUGAUCCAGCGAAACCGUACAGAACGGUUAAGCGAUUUGCUCGAUUGGCGUAAUUUGGGUAUUUAUUAUCGUCAAGCCAGGUUGAAGGCAUUAUGUCAAGUGUUCCCGGAUAUGUUUGAUAAAGAAACAGAAACGUUAUGCAUCACAGAAGCAUCGAGACGUCGAUACAACUAUCCUCGUCCUUAUUCUGAACCACCGUCACCAUCGAAUAGCCGACCGACCACACCUGGAGCUUCACUACACGGUUCAGAUGACGAAGAUAUUGAUGAUGAGCGUGAGCUUGCAGAGCUUUCGGAACAUAUAAGUCAUUAACUAUACCUACAUAGUUUGUUGCUGUAAUAAAUAUUAAAUAUUAUAUUUAACACAUAACAUAAUACUUCUGAAAAAUGUAUUUAAUAUUUUUUGUGUAAAAAAAAAUAGUUGUUUUUACUAAAAAUACAUAUAUUUUAAUGAGAGUA